UGCUCUAGAGUUCAAACAACAGCACUUCUUAAAAUUACGAUAAAUGCUUCACUUUGUAAUAGUCUAGAAGAUCCCAUGUGGGCGAAUUUUCGUUUGCUUGGAUUGAAAUGAGCAUAAGUUUAGCGAGUAAAUAUACGCCAGGAAGCGUUACUGGACUAUAAAAUAAUGGGACACCACAACAGGCGACCUCAAGUAUCGUUUGUUGAUUUACCUACAAUAGAUAGAAGCGGUGUUUAAUGCCGAUAAACAUAAGCAGUGUGCCGGGGGUGAUGCGGGGCGUAUUCGACACAUUUCAGGUAAGAAUGUGAUGUUUGCCGAUUAAUCCUAUGUUGGCUGUUUACCGAAUUUGCGAGGGUAUCGCUACACCAGUAAUACAGCUCCUGUCCUAUGAAUUUCCCCAAAUUUGUAACAAUAUAUCAAGUUGCACCCAUUUUAAUCUUGUUUACUGUAGAUGUAGCCUAUACUAGUGGCUUAAUCGCUUUAUUUACCUCAGCUGACGUCGUGUUGCCAAAUUUUGUUGCAAUCUCUCUUACUAAUUUCCACCGAAAUAUAGCCUUUUUAGGCUAUAUGGUAUGUCAGAGCCACAGGAAUCCGCGUAAAUGAUGAAAAUGUGUGUAUCUGACAUCCUGACGUGAGCCCAAUUGGAAUACCGUGAUAGGUUAUUGUGUGCAGAAUUAUAAACACGUCCGUAAAAGCCUUUUGUUGUUACUGGGUGAACAGGUAUGAAUAUAAACCGGCGAAGUGUCCCAGCUCCACCAUUGGAAUUAGUAAAGUUUCCGCAUCCCGUGUUGACCUAAGUAAGCAGAUGAGGCCUAGGAAACAGGAGUGUGUAUAAAGAUUGGCCCAGUUGAUAAGGCGAUUUCAGUAUUAUUACCACUAUCCAAAAGGUUACACCAGAAAUAAGAGCGGACUUUCCCACGAUAGAGCUGAGCUUACGCCCCAGUUUAUUUAAUUCCACAAAGCCCGGGGUCAGUUGUAGCCCACCAUGUGCAGGGUGGGGUAUCUGGGGAAUCUGAUCUUACCUUACAGAUACCAAAAACAGCACCUGAGGUCCCUACAAGUGUCUUGCUGGAGGAAGGUCACCAAGGCACCUCUCCAGCCACCCCCGGGGUCCUCGGCCUCGGCGGCCAUGGCGGCGGCAGCCACCGCGUCCGGCGCCCCCCAGUCUCUGAAGCUCACUUAUCCAGAGACCCUGGACCGCAUCAAGGAGGAGUUCCAGUUCCUGCAGACGCAGUACCAAAGUUUGAAGUUGGAGUGUGAGAAGCUGGCCACAGAGAAAACUGAAAUCCAGAGGCAUUACGUGAUGUACUAUGAGAUGUCGUAUGGCCUUAACAUCGAAAUGCACAAGCAGACGGAGAUCGCCAAGCGGCUGAACGUGAUCUGCGCCCAGCUCGUCCCGUUCCUGUCGCAGGAGCACCAGCAGCAGGUGAUACAGGCCAUGGACCGCGCCAAGCAGGUGACUAUGGGGGACUUGAAUGCUUCCAUAGGGCAACAGCUCCAGGCCCAGCACCUGUCCCAGCACGCUGCACAGGGCCUGCCCAUGCCUCCCCACGCCUCAGGACUGCAGCACCCUGGCCUGGCCCUGGGUGGGACCUCUGGGCUGCUGGCUCUCUCUGGCGCUCUGGGGGUCCAGCUGGCCGCCAAGGACGAGAGGGCCCACCUGGAGGCGGCGGCAGCGGCGGCGGCGGCCGAACACCUCAGAGAUCGUGAGGCAGGACCCAGCUUGCUGUCCAAUGGGGAUAAAGGCCGCCCAUCCGAGUACCUCAGCAAUGGGAAGAAGAGGAAGGCGGACGAGAAGGAGUUAAUGGCGGACUACGGCAGCGAUGCUGAGAAGAGCGAUGAUAAUUUGGUCGUGGAUGAGGACCCUUCGUCCCCUCGCAGCGUGCAGUCCUACUCCUCCCGUGAGAACGGCUUGGACAAGCUGCCUGCCUCCCGCAAGGAAAUCCCUCCCCAGGCCAGCCCCACGUCUCUGGCCUCCUCCAGCAGUGCGGCCUCACCCUCCCGUGGCAAAGAUCCCCCCCCAAGGGAGAAAUCUAGCACCCCUGUGAUGAAGCCGGGGACCCCCAUGCCAUCAGAAUCGUCCACCCCUGGCCCCAGUGCCCCCCCGCAGUUCCGCCCGGUUCCGGGGAAGUCGGCGGUCGACCCCCUUGCUCUGGGCCUGAGAAACCCUCUGGCAGUGCACAGCGCCUAUCCCUCCGGGGCGUUUGGGCUGCCCCCUCCUGGCGUGAAUGGGGAGAUGAGCGCAGCGGCCGCCGCGGCGUACGGAGCCGGCCUGCACCUGGUCUCCCCGCAGCUCAAUGGGGCGGCAUCGGCUGGCUAUGGGAGGUCCCCUGUGGUUGGGUACGACUCUCCUCACCCCCACAUGAGGCUGCCAGGGCUGCCUGCGGGCUUGCAGGCCUCUGCCGCUGGAAAGCCCGCCUACUCCUUCCAUGUGAGCGCAGAUGGGCAGAUGCAGCCGGUCCCCUUUCCCCCCGACGCCCUGCUGGGCCCGGGCAUCCCGCGCCACGCCCGACAGAUCCACACCCUGAACCACGGGGAGGUGGUGUGCGCCGUCACCAUCAGCACCUCCACGCGCAACGUCUACACCGGCGGCAAGGGCUGCGUGAAGGUGUGGGACAUCAGCCAGCCGGGCAGCAAGAGUGCCAUGGCCCAGCUGGAUUGCCUGAACAGAGAUAAUUACAUCCGGUCCUGUAAGCUGCUCCCCGACGGACGCACCCUCAUUGUCGGGGGGGAGGCCAGCACGCUGUCCAUCUGGGACCUGGCCACGCCCACCCCCCGCAUCAAGGCGGAGCUGACGUCGUCGGCCCCCGCCUGCUACGCCCUGGCCAUCAGCCCUGAUAACAAGGUCUGCUUCUCCUGCUGCAGCGACGGCAACAUCGUGGUCUGGGACCUGCACAAUCAGACCCUCGUCAGGCAGUUCCAGGGCCACACGGAUGGGGCCAGCUGCAUCGACAUCUCUAACGACGGGACCAAGCUGUGGACGGGGGGGCUGGACAACACGGUGCGCUGCUGGGACCUGCGGGAGGGCCGGCAGCUGCAGCAGCACGACUUCACCUCCCAGAUCUUCUCCCUUGGAUACUGUCCCACCGGCGAGUGGCUGGCCGUGGGCAUGGAGAGCAGUAACGUGGAGGUUCUGCACGUCUCCAAGCCCGACAAGUACCAGCUGCACCUGCACGAGAGCUGCGUGCUCUCACUCAAGUUCGCCUACUGCGGUAAAUGGUUUGUCAGCACGGGCAAAGAUAACCUCCUGAAUGCCUGGAGGACACCGUAUGGAUCUAGUAUUUUCCAGUCAAAGGAGUCAUCCUCGGUGCUCAGCUGCGACAUCUCUCCUGACGACCAGUUUAUUGUCACGGGCUCAGGUGACAAGAAGGCCACCGUGUAUGAAGUCAUCUACUGAGGACAGUGCUGAUUGGAUUUGUGGGCGGUGGCGAGGACCAAGCAGCCAAUCAGUGACUGGAGUGGGGGGGUGCUUUGAACCAGAAGGACACCUGUAUUUUUUUUAUUUUCUUCUUCUUGCCUAUGAAAUGGAUUUGAGGGGAAGAUCGGAUCUUCAGGAGCCAGAGCUGUGUGUGGCUCAGAAACAGCUAUCAGUCUAGCAACAGAAAUGUGAUUCUUCCAAAGAAUGUUUUGCUUUUUUUCCUUCUUUUUUGAAACUUUAAAAUUUAUUAUUUUUUUUUAAAUCUCUACAUGUUCUUCACGAGCAAAGUGACUUCGGCUUGUGUGACUCGGGACCCCCAGGGGUGUGGACGCUUCUAAAAGUCACCAUUGAGUUGCUUCGACUCGGCUGCUUUCAGUCAAUGUCUCUGUGCUGACCUCAUCUUAAUGGCAUUAACGUUAGACAGCCGGUAGCGGGAUUCAGGUUUGCGCUAGUGGUCGACUUAACGGCACAAAUGAUGACCGAAUGCAGUGCGAAAGAUGCUGAGAGAUGUUCGUGGCUUCAGAAAAAACCCCCAUAAAUGAGAAAUCAUCUAAAGUUUUCUACUGACUGUUGACAUUUUACCAGCCCUUGGUAACUUGCCUGAUACCCCCCCCCCCCCCCCCCUCCCCAAGCCUUUUUGAAUUAAACAGCAGUGCAGCAUGGUACCCUGAACUGGCGGCAGACGGAGUGAGCAGACACAGUGGGGUGGAGCCCCCUGCUGGAUUUCGGAUCUUUUGUCACAUAGGGCGUCCUGACAGCUGAUGAUGCAUCUUGUCUGUCAGUACAAAGUUCCAAAGGCUCUGCUCGUCUUUGACAGCCCCAUGUGUCCCUAAGGGGUACAGCAUCCGGCAGCAGACAAGAGCCCCUGCCUAAGUCACCCAUGUACCUCAAAGCAGCUCUCAGUCUAACUUCAGUCAGUUUUCAGCAUUUUUGUAUUUUUUUUUUUUUUGAAAAACAGUACCUGUGUGUGAGAAGCCUUUGGAACUGCUGUGCGAUUCACGCCACCUGUGAACCUUGCUGAGUCUGUCAUGGUGAGCUGAAUGCUUUGACCCCCCCACCCCAGCUGCUGCCCCCCUAGGGUUUCCAGGUGGCAGCAUGCCUCAGGUUGGGCCUUUUUGCUCCCAGAAGUUUGUGUCAGCCUGUGGAUUGAUUUUUGGAGGGUGGGGGUGUGCAUGAGACUGACGCUCUCCCACCUCCUGUGCAACAACCUUGUUCUGUAUACAAAGAAUCCAGAAUGCAGGGCUUGUGAAAUUUAGUUUAUUUUUUUUGGGGGGGGGCAGCAUAAGUGCUGGAAAUGUUAGGUCUUGCAAAGUUGGGAAAUUGUAGUUGUAGGUGGUGUAAUGGAACGAUUAAAGCUAAUUUUGUAUGUGUG
Messenger RNA from Brienomyrus brachyistius, 4790 nucleotides. RefSeq names its product TLE family member 2, transcriptional corepressor a (gene tle2a). Lineage: Eukaryota; Metazoa; Chordata; Actinopteri; Osteoglossiformes; Mormyridae. The record is from RefSeq and is a predicted model, not a curated record. Gene Ontology annotation, cellular component: nucleus; transcription regulator complex. Gene Ontology annotation, molecular function: transcription corepressor activity; protein binding. The transcript is spliced from 20 exons. Gene Ontology annotation, biological process: negative regulation of canonical Wnt signaling pathway; regulation of DNA-templated transcription. Bases 986 to 3397 code for a protein of 803 amino acids.